Molecule: messenger RNA, 906 nt
Organism: Arabidopsis thaliana (thale cress)
Lineage: Eukaryota; Viridiplantae; Streptophyta; Magnoliopsida; Brassicales; Brassicaceae
Product: AIG2-like (avirulence induced gene) family protein
Exons: 5
Coding region: 158-655 (165 amino acids)
Biological process (GO): defense response to bacterium
Source: RefSeq, marked reviewed
CUAAAGUAUAAAAUUAGAAAUACAAAAAGUAUAUCAAAGUUUAUUUUUCUGAUAAGGUUAGUGGAGGAGUGACUCAUUGAUUAAAGUUUAGAAAUAGGAAUCUCAAUCACUUUCAUUAGUUUCCAAUUUAACAAAUCAAAAUCAGAAGAAGAAAAAGAUGACCAGCUCUGAUCCUCAAUCUCACAACGUCUUCGUCUACGGUAGCAUUCUAGAACCCGCCGUCGCCGCCGUGAUCCUGGAUCGCACAGCCGAUACAGUCCCCGCCGUUCUCCAUGGCUAUCACAGAUAUAAACUCAAAGGACUUCCAUAUCCAUGUAUUGUUUCUUCUGAUUCUGGAAAAGUCAACGGAAAGGUUAUAACUGGAGUGUCUGAUGCUGAGUUAAAUAAUUUCGAUGUGAUUGAAGGUAAUGAUUAUGAGAGAGUAACUGUUGAAGUUGUAAGAAUGGAUAAUUCUGAGAAGGUGAAAGUUGAAACUUAUGUUUGGGUUAAUAAAGAUGAUCCUAGAAUGUAUGGAGAAUGGGAUUUCGAGGAAUGGAGAGUGGUUCACGCGGAGAAAUUCGUGGAGACUUUUAGAAAAAUGUUGGAAUGGAACAAGAAUCCAAAUGGGAAGAGCAUGGAGGAGGCUGUAGGAUCAUUAUUAUCGUCAGGGGAUUAAUUCUUGAUGAGCUUGGCUAAUCUUAGCAGAAGAGAGUAAGUGAGUAAGUAAAGAGUGGGUUUUGAAUAAUGUGUUGUUGGAACUUGAAACAGAGUCUUCUAUGUGAUUUUGUUUGUGUUGUUAUGGAUAUCUUGUUGGCACUUUUUCUGAUUUCAGUUGGAAACAGGUGCGUUUGCGGGCAAUAGUUGCUUCGGAGUGGUUGUAGUAACAAUUUAUCAUAAAGCCUACUAAUAUUAUAGAUUUUAUAUAAG